AGGGUCCCAUGGGAAAGCGAGCUCUGUGAUUGCGGGGUGGCAGGCAGGCGCUCUGCUCUGGGUGGGGGCAGUUCUGUCGCUGAGUCAUGCGAUAGGAGGGGGCCCUUUUCAUUCUCACACACACACAUCCUCUCUCCUGAUGUCACCAAUCUAUUCUUCAGUGGGAGAAUUGAUUAGCAUUCAUCGGGAGCCUUUGCAGGGGAGAAAGAAAAGGAGGUUGAGAAAGGGAGACAGUGGAGGCAAAGGCGAAAGCCGGUGGCGGCCACGGAGCUGGCUCUUUCCCGUCCAGGCUACAUUGAAACUUUAAGCACAAUCGAGGGGAAGAAUGGGUAUUUUAUAACUGGGAUCCUUGGUGACGUAUGGCUGACUGUUCCCUGGCAAGAGAUCUUUAUGGACCUGUAGCAGAGUGAAAUUGAAGGCAUCUGGGAAGGGACCGUAAUCUACUGUAGAGGAGAACAGAGCCCCUCAAUCACUGGCGCUGUAAAUAAGAGACGGAGACGAGUCAGAGAGAAAGGGAAUAGUGGAGGGGGGGAGCCUCGUUUGGGGGGAAGCGGGGUCAAAAGCAUUUUUGGUGGAUGGUAUGAAGCCAGCCAUGGAAACUGCAGCGGAGGAAAAUACAGAACAAAGCCAAGAGAAAAAAGGUUGCUUUGAAUGCUGCAUCAAGUGUCUGGGAGGAGUGCCCUAUGCUUCCCUUGUGGCUACCAUUCUCUGCUUCUCUGGAGUUGCUUUAUUUUGUGGCUGUGGACAUGUUGCCCUGGCCGGGACCAUAUCCAUUCUGGAACAGCAUUUCUCCACAAACGCCAGUGACCAUGCCAUACUGAGUGAGGUAAUACAGCUGAUGCAGUACGUCAUCUAUGGAAUAGCAUCUUUUUUCUUCUUAUAUGGGAUCAUUCUGUUGGCAGAAGGUUUUUAUACCACAAGUGCAGUGAAAGAGCUGCAUGGUGAGUUUAAAACAACAGCCUGUGGCCGGUGCAUCAGUGGAAUGUUUGUUUUCCUCACCUACGUGCUUGGAUUGGCCUGGCUUGGGGUCUUUGGCUUCUCGGCUGUGCCAGUCUUUAUGUUCUAUAACAUAUGGUCAACUUGUGAAGUCAUCAAGUCACCCCAGACAAAUUCAACAGCAUCAGGGAGCCAGAUCUGUGUGGAUAUCAGGCAAUAUGGUAUCAUCCCUUGGAAUGCCUUGCCGGGCAGGGCAUGCGGCUCAACCCUGGAGAGCAUCUGCAACACAAAUGAGUUCUAUAUGUCCUAUCACUUGUUCAUCGUGGCCUGUGCUGGAGCUGGUGCCACUGUGAUCGCGCUGCUGAUCUACAUGAUGGCUACUACAUAUAACUAUGCGGUUUUGAAGUUUAAGAGUCGGGAAGAUUGCUGCACUAAAUUCUAAAUUGAAAUAAGGCCAAUACAGAGCUUUAGAGAGCUACAUUGUGUGGCUUGAACUACCACUGACACCAUAGACUAAAACAGAGUCUAGAUUUUGAAGUUUUGUGACCAUAAUUUGUAAAUAGCUUCAGUAAACCAUUAGCAUAGUCAAUUAAUAAAGUGACUUAUUGUAUAUGGAUUCUAGAAUGGUAAGAUCUGGCUAUUACCUAUAUUUUUGAGAGGAUUCAGUUAUUUUACUGACACUGGUAGCCUCCUUUAAAGACAGGACUUUCUUGAAGUUAACAUGUAGUUGUUUUUUCCCAAAGCAGUUACUUUUAGAUCAAGUACUUUAACUCUUGAAUGCCUGCAUCUUUUCCCAUUUUUUCACUUUUUAUGUCACUUCAAAUUUUUAAAUGAAACAAAAACCCCAGCACAGAAGCUAAAGAUGCAAUGAAAGAGAACCAUUAAAAUCUGCGCUUUAAUAGUUCUUAUCAUGUUUCUUGGGAAAGGAAAAAUCAUUUUAGAAAAAUUACUUUUAAAAAACCUUUAAAGCAUUUCAGCACAUUGGAAAGUCACCUGGUUUGACACCAACUAAAAAUCCACAAACAGCAGCAAGAUAGAAAUUUAUAUAACUAUUCAAUUUGGUGGGUUUCUUUUCCCCAUUAAGGAAUUUAUUCUUCUAUUUUGCGCAACACAAUCAGCCCUUCUAAACUCCCCUCCCCACUUCCAAAAUAUACUGAAAAGUGGAAUCUUAAAUCUGUGUAUCAGUGCAGUAAUAACUGAUUUCUCAGUAGCCAGUUCUUGAAAUGCAAGUUAAGAUUUUAAUGGGAAGAGAAAUUGUGCAAAGACCUGAAUAUCUCAAAGAUGUUGGAAAGGAAAUGAGAGAAAUAAAGGUCCCAAGAUGUAGAAUUGCAUUACAGGAAAUAUAAAGGAAAGGAGUUGGGACGAAAUGUGGUUGUUCCAUCAACUGUUAUGAAUAAUUUUCUUAUGGACUCAGACACUGAAUGAAAUGAGAGUUCUAAAAUGAAAAAUGUAGCUGUAAAACCACUAAAAUCUGUUAAUCCAGAGACUGCAUGCUUUGCUUAUAGUUUUUAGUUUGGGUUUCAUAUUAUUUAAAUUUUCUCAUGUUAAACUGUAGUUUUUUCCCAUUAUUUACAUGAAAUAAAUAUUGUUUACAGUUGGGGGGAGGGAAGAUUUGUCCUUACCUACCUUGUAAGAAAUGUCUUUGUACACCUAUUUUAAAAUCCAAACACCAACGUAGUACAUACCCAGAUUUGUGCAUCAUACCUAAACAACGCUCCCCAAGUGGCAGAAAGUGCUUUGCUGUUUUUCACUUAACGCUUUUUCUUAUAACCUUGGCCAUUUAAACAAGAUGCUCCUCGUUUUUUAUAAACUAACUUCUCUUCAUCCGUUACUAUUAAACAGAAUAGAAAGGCAUGCUUGCUCUUUGGGAAGCCAUUAUACUGACCCUCUGAUUCUUCCAUAGCAGAAUGUGUGUAUUAAUAUAGAAUAACCUCCUCCCGUUUUUAUGAAAGAAUGUCUAUCUCUUAAUCUGACUAGCAGCUUGCUUUGCCUUUUGACAUGCUCACUAGCCAUCAUGCUCACCCUUCUCUUCCAGAUCCACUUCCUCAUGAUACUGUCUUCUAACUGGGCUUACUUAAAGGAUGCAAGCAAAAUGCAGGCCUACCAGGAUAUCAAAGCAAAAGAAGAACAGGAACUUCAGGAUAUCCAGUCUCGGUCAAAAGAACAGCUCAAUUCUUACACAUAAAUGUUUGUCAGAGUAAUUCAGCAGAAGAAUUGAUAGCUCUGACAAAUCAUCAAACGGCUGCUCUGCAGUACAGAUGUAUAUCCACCAAACAAACUAAUAUAGGAGUACAAAAACUUCACUGUCAAGCUCCUGGGACUUGUUUCUAGGAAAACCUUCCACUGGGUAAAUCUUUCUUCCUUUAGAACAGAUAUUUGGAGGUUUCAUGUCAGCCAUUUUAAAAGGCAACACUCUGACACAAGGAUUGUUUACCCUUUUUCAGAUUCAUAGCAUUCCCAAGUUUUGCUUUGCCUCUAUUGGUGUGGUCACUGUUGCAAUGCAAAUCAGUUAUGGUCUUUGGAAGGGGCUCUCAACUUUCUGGCAUUGGGAAAUUUAUCUGUACAUGUAAAUGCCAUCAGUUACCCACCAACUUCCAUUUCUGACAGCUGACAUUUGUUAAAUGUUGGCAUUUUGGCUCUUAAAAGUUUUUUUAUAAGGUGAGACUUUUUUUCCCUCCAGAUGAGCUGGCUUCCUAAUUUGUCCAAGUAAAGGACACAUUAAUUCCCUGAGCCAGUCAGAAGGCAGCUAUUCAGAUAUGCCUCAAUGAGCCACUAUAAUUCUGCCAAACUUACUGCUGGAACAACUUAGAUUCUUAUUCAUGGGCAAGCCCUGUAGAAUUUGUUUUAUACAUCAUUCAGUUUUAAUAAACCCAGUAAUCAGGUUUUUCCCCCCCUUCCUAAAUGCCAGCUUUGCCUUAAUGUAAAUUUCUUCUAAAUUUCUAAAAAUUUCUAUAAAAGGACACCAUGACGUCUUCAUGGUACUUCAUUCGAUAAAGUUCCUUUCUUAAUUAAGAAGUGUUACCUUAUUAAAAUGACCACCAUCAAAAACCAUUCUUAGAUGGUCUAGAUAGUGAGUUUGAAAUUUCAUACCAGCUAUCUAAAAUUGAAUUACAAUUAGACCACAGACCUCCUGCUUUUCUAGAACUUGAUAUCUAAAUUAGAAUUUGUAUUUAUUUUGUUUUCUUUAAACAAAUCUUAGUUAUGACCCCAAAAUAAUGAUGUUCAGUAAAAAAGCUGCUAGAGUUUAAGCCAUUUUCAACAGAAACUUGCCUUCUAUAUCAUUGUGUUUCAGAUGCAUUAAGUGAUUAUUGGGUAUUAGUGAUGGUAAAAUUUGUGUUGUUCUUUAUGAAAUGAUAAAUAUAGCUGUUGGGUUUAUCAGUGCUUUUAAAAAAAGCUACAUAAUAUAAAGUUAACCACUGUAUAUUCAUGUUUAAAGUUAACUUGUGGUUUGACUGUUUCCUGGAUAUUAAAACACGUACCUGUGUGAAAAUGUAUAAAAAUGAAAGGAAGCAUACAUUUACUUAGAAGCUAUUAAAACUGAUCUUUUAUCAGGUUCUCUAUUUCAUUUGGAUCAUUAAAUUUAAUUGCCUAAAAUUUUUUUAACCCUUUUCACAUUAGGGGAGACUCUCUUCUAUGUAGAGCAAAUGACAAUUAUUUAGUGUUUGUUUUCCUGUUGCAUGAAGGAGACUUAAAUAUUUUUCACAGCAGUGCAGGUGCUGUCACAUAGUCCAGUGUUCUCAUAGAAGAGUAAUGGAGGCAGUGUCUUAAAGCCCAGUUCUUUUUCUAAUUCUAGGUAGUAUUACCGGGAGUUUUUGACCGUUUCAUUUUAAGUAGUCUAAUAUUUUUUAUGUAAAGAUCAUUAAAUUUUGCUAUGUAUAAAUUUUUGUAACCUAACAGUGAAUCAAUAUUUUCUAUCAGUGCCAAGGGCUUCCUGUAGUUAUAUUCAAGUGUUACAAUAAAUAUUUGUAGAUAAUAGAGCCGACAUGUGUAUGCUUAUUUUAAGAUUCUAUCUAGGCAAAAGUAGUUGUGGCUGUACUGAUAGUAAUAAAAUAAAAUUAUAGCUUCCUUCA
This is a messenger RNA of Monodelphis domestica (gray short-tailed opossum), 5006 nucleotides long. It is a transcript of the gene GPM6B, whose product is annotated as glycoprotein M6B. Gene Ontology annotation, biological process: central nervous system myelination; negative regulation of serotonin uptake; axon development. Lineage: Eukaryota; Metazoa; Chordata; Mammalia; Didelphimorphia; Didelphidae. The record is from RefSeq and is a predicted model, not a curated record. Gene Ontology annotation, cellular component: membrane raft; myelin sheath; plasma membrane. Gene Ontology annotation, molecular function: structural constituent of myelin sheath.